Messenger RNA from Megalobrama amblycephala (Wuchang bream), 2089 nucleotides. RefSeq names its product endonuclease domain-containing 1 protein-like. Bases 620 to 1450 code for a protein of 276 amino acids. NCBI's taxonomy places the organism in Eukaryota, Metazoa, Chordata, Actinopteri, Cypriniformes, Xenocyprididae. Gene Ontology annotation, molecular function: hydrolase activity; nucleic acid binding; metal ion binding. The record is from RefSeq and is a predicted model, not a curated record. The transcript has 4 exons.
CCAUACAAAAACCAAGGACUCUGGACAAACAAGGGACUGAACAAUUAUCAAAAAACAUAAAAACAGUUAUUGAUCACAAUGAUUAUUGAUCAAUCUGUAAUACACAAUAAUAAUACACAAAAUUAAUAGUCAAGGGUAUGUAAACUUAUGCGCUUAUGCUUAUUCAGAACAGUACAAAAUAAAAAAUAAAAAAAACAUGUAUUUUUAUGUUCCCUCUUAUUUUGUUAAAUCAUAACAUCUUGCAUAUUCUGCAAGGAGUAUGUAAAGUUAUAAGCAGAACUGGUUUUGUUUAUUUUUAAUAAGCUAACGCAUGCUGAACUGUACUGAACUUUUGUGAAAAGAAAAGAAAGAAGCUUCUCUGGUUUUAGUUCCCUGUUUAUUUUAGCUGAGUUACUAAAAUGAAAUUGUUGAGAAAGCACAUUUACUGACUGGAGAGGGUAUAUGAAUGUCAGUAAAAGGAGGAAAUUAUAGAUGAGAAGGAGAUGAGGUGAAAACAAGGUGAAAAACAUCACAUGAGUUUCAUCUAUUAGAAUCUAUUAGAGUGGUUAAGAGCUUGAUCUUUGACUUAUACUGCUAAAUUUGAGAGAUCUUGAUCAUUCAUCAUCUCAUCCUCUUCAUCAUGAUGAUGCUUCUUCAUGUGCUGAUGCUGUCACUUGUCUCCAGUGUUUCGGCUGAAGUUGUGGAAGAUUUUGAGGAGAAGUGUGGUCAAUUUUUUGCAGGCAGAAAAUCACCAACAACAUUUACUGGAUCACAGUAUGAGCAGAUCUGCCAAACUCUAAAUGGUGUUGUUCAUUAUGCCACAUAUUAUGAUACUAAGAACAAGAUCCCAGUGUACUCAGCCUACAGGUUUGAAGGGAUAAAGAAAUGCAAACGACUAAACAAGUGGUACAUUGAACCCAACCUUGAUGGUGGUGAUAAUACAGACAUGAAAUUUGAGAAAGAUGUGAAUAUACCUAGACUUGGAAGACAUCAAGCUCUCAAUAGAGAUUAUGUGAGGUCUGGGUCUGACAGAGGUCAUCUGCAACCGGUCUUCCAGGCAAACUCCCAGAGCUGUGCUGAUGCCACCUUCACUCUCACUAACGCUGCUCCACAAAACCCCUCUUUUAACAGAGGUCAAUGGAGGGCACUAGAAGAAAAAAUGGCAAAUAAACUAUCUGAGCAAUGCAAAGAGUAUUCUGCUUUCAUUGUAACAGGGGUGACACCAGGUAAACGUAAAUUGAACAACAGGGUGAAUGUGCCUAGAUAUUUCUGGACUGCAUACUGCUGCUUAGACAACAAUGAGAAAUGUCAAAUCUCAGGAGGAUUUUUUGGAGUGAACAAGAACCACACUCCCAAAGAAAAAACUGUGAAUGAUUUAGAAAAAUACUUGAAAAAGAUUUAUAAAGUAAAAUCUUUUAAGGUGUUUGAUAGCUCUACAGAACCAGCAAUGGAAUCUGGGCUAUUAUUUUAAUUAGCAGCUGAAUCACAAUGAGAUUAAUAAAGAAACUCCAGGUUAUACAUAUAAUUCUCCAAUUCUUCUAAUUCAUAUUGGUGUCUUAGACUGUAACUGAGACAAUUAUAAUGUGUAUAAAUGAAUUGCAUAUUACACCAAUAUGGAAUAAAGAUUGAAAGAAAAUAUAUUUUAAUAACAAAAAAGACAGCGCUUUUUGCUUCAAAACCCUUAUUGAGCAAUUCAACUUUGCAAACAUUUUUGAGGGAACUAUUUUGAGUUAUGUUUUAUGCAGAUUAGAAUAAUUUCAUUAUAACAAACUAAUUAAUUAAUUUCUAAUGCUGAUAACAAUAUUGCAAACCUUGUGCUGGAUGUCAGCUGAUUUAGAGACAGAAAACUUGAUGGAACAACAAUGAAGCUGUUUCAUUAAAAAGUUGCAUUAAAGUUUGCAAACAUUUUUGGGGGAUUGUUGUGUAAUAGUAAUUGAGUGAUAUUAUGUUGUAUGUCUUAAUCAAAUGACAAAUUAAAAUGACAAUUAUCUGUAAAAUUAUAAAGAAAAUGAUUAUCAUUUCACUGUAGCCAUUAUCAUUAUAAUGUCUCGAUUGUAAAUCCAUUAAACUCUGAUACCUCUAAUAAAAAUCAUUAAUACUGCAAACCUUA